Messenger RNA from Sander lucioperca (pikeperch), 5020 nucleotides. It is a transcript of the gene nrg1, whose product is annotated as neuregulin 1. The transcript has 8 exons. Gene Ontology annotation, biological process: animal organ development; nervous system development; cell differentiation. Lineage: Eukaryota; Metazoa; Chordata; Actinopteri; Perciformes; Percidae. The record is from RefSeq and is a predicted model, not a curated record. Gene Ontology annotation, molecular function: chemorepellent activity; protein tyrosine kinase activator activity. The coding region runs from base 793 to 2724 and encodes 643 amino acids.
AAGAGAGGCGGAGAGGGAGGAGGCUACAGGCUGCCCCGCUCACCACUACGAGAGGAAAGAUUGAAAGAGGAGUGGUGAGAGAAAAAAAAGGGGUGUAUUCCCUCUUCUCUGCCUCUUGUAUUCCCUCUUCUCUGCCCUUCUGAGCCACUGCAGCCCCCCUCCCCCUCCCAUUCUCUUGCUCUCUCUUUCCCUUACUCAUCUGUUUCUGUGGCUGUGCUGAGAGGAAGGGCACCUGCCGCUCCCUGAUGAUUCAGCCUUUCAGCUACUUGGAGCUCCACAGACAAGACAGCAUGUCCCUCCUGCCACUGCAGUGCCUGGCCGUCCUGUCCUCUGUCUGCACUACAGCUACUGCAGCUGGCCCAGCACGUCGACACCGCCUCUUCUGCCCAAGCGCUCAGGUGAGUGAGUACUACUCUUCCACCACUGCUCUCUAGUAAACCCUGCAGAACAUUUAAGGAAUCCAAUUCUCUGGCAAUCUUUUUGUUUUGUUUUUUUGCCUGCAGCCAGUUUGACGAUUCUAUAUAUAGACUGAUUGCCUUUUUCUGUGAGAAAGCAUGAGUAAGGAACUCCUUUCCCUCGUGCGCAGAAGGUUGUCUACAGAAGUCCCAGGCUGUUAACAAGGUGCGACUCACUCUGAAGAGCAUUUGUACCUUCCUCUGAAAUCCCAGCUCUGACUCUGCAGCAUCAUAAUGGAAAACAUACUCGAGGAGACUGGUGGCAGACAGCCACUGUGCGAUGCUCUGAGUUAAUAGUUGAGGUGUUCAGAGAGCCUUCAUCCAGCAGUUGGAAAGGAUGACUGAGGGAAUGGACGACAUCUCUGCAGGGCCAGCUCACCCCCCUGGAUCGGCCUCCCCCACCAGCUCUACUGUUGAUACCGGACAAGUCCCUGAGGAGAAACCAGAGGAGACAGUGGCAGCUGGCGAGAGUGGGGAGGAGGGUGCAGAGGGAAGUGGUGGUGGUGAUGGGGAGCAUUUGGGGGCUUUGGGAUUUGUGGCCUUGCCAGGGACCUGCUGUGUGUGCAUAGAGAUGGAACAAAUUAACCAUUGCCUGCACUCUGAGAAAAUCUGCAUUCUUCCUAUCCUAGCCUGUCUGCUUAGUUUAGCUCUCUGCACAGCUGGCCUCAAAUGGGUCUUUGUGGAUAAGAUCUUUGAGUACGAACCACCCACACACCUAGAUCCUAAACGCAUCGGACAGGACCCAAUUAUCAUAUCAGUUUCCCCGACGCUGGGACUGACUGUGUCGAUUCCUCAUUCGUCCCCGUCGUUUGUCUCCUUGACCACCGCCAUUACCCCAGGACGUCCUGACGUUUUCGUAGAAGAGAAAUCGACACGAGGGUCGUACAUGCCCCAGUCUCCACAAGUGACUCAGUCUGAUCCUUCUGUUACACUGAAAUACAACGCUGAACGUCCCACCGUCCCAAAGCAGACUCCCCACCCUCAGACAACACAGGAAUUAAACGACAUCAUCAUCCCAACAAUCUCUGCCACCAGCACCACCACUACAGCCAAGACCUCCAGUCACGUGACACGCUGCAGCGACAACCAGAGGAACUACUGCGUUAAUGGAGGGGAGUGCUUCACCCUUGAAAUCAUGCCAGGCAGCACAAAGUUUCUUUGCAGGUGUCCAAAUGAAUUUACUGGUGAUCGCUGCCAAAACUAUGUAAUGGCCAGCUUUUACAAACAUCUUGGGAUUGAAUUUAUGGAAGCUGAGGAGCUGUAUCAGAAACGUAUUUUAACAAUAACAGGAAUCUGCAUUGCACUCCUAGUCGUUGGAAUCAUGUGUGUGGUUGCCUACUGCAAAACAAAGAAGCAGAGGAAGAAGCUCCAUGACCGUCUGAGGCAGAGCCUGAGGAAAAAGAGGAAAAAUACCAAUACUGGUAUUGGCCCCAAUCUGGCAAGCUCAGCCAGAGGACGUCAGAUUUCUAACUUGCCUCUUCAAGAUUUGCAGCUUAUCAAUCAAUGUAAUGGGACGACUAUACAGCAUGCAUCUGAGAUGGAGACAGAAACAAACUUCUCAACAAGCAAAAGUGCUUUAACUGCGCAUGAACCCACCACAUUCACCCACAUCUCUAGCCAAAGGUAUGCAUCUUCCAUGACGAACCCGACUCAGCUGUCUCCGGAGUCCCGCACCUCUCCUGCAACUCCAGGUUCUCCUCCAUCAGAGAUGUCUGCCCCCCUGUCCAGCCUGGCCAUCUCUGUCCCCUCGGUGGCUUUAAGCCCUUCCGGCGAAGAGGAGCGCCCCCUGCUGUUGUCAAACUCACAUCAGCCACGCAAGUCUUCAAACCGAGAUGAACAGAAGAGGAUCUCGGCCCACUACAACCACGGCCAUGUGGCACAUAGCUUACCACCUAGCCCGCUGUUUCCUAAUGGGAAUGGUUACUACCAAAGCAUAGGUGACCAUGACACCACAGCUGGCAGCCAGAUGUUCUCAGCAUCACCUGAGAAGCUUCUUACAAACAACAACAUCAACAACUGCAGCACCAAACAAGUCCCCAACGGCCAUGUGGUGCGUAAUGCGGAGUCCAGCGGUGACAGCAUGCUAGUGAGCGAAACAGACGCACCUCAAAGGGAACACACACUCUUCUUUACUACAGAUAGCACUGCAAGCCUGCCGCUCGGGGCUUUGGACAGCAGCAGGACUAACCCAGCAUCUCUAAAUGAUGACCUGCAAGACAAGUCAUGCAGUUCCAUCACCACCACCAAACUAAAUCCAGUUGCUGUGUAAAGUAAAAGAAAAUAAAAAAGGAAUUGCUGAGAAUCCUUUAUGUUGAGGGGAAAAAAAGGAAUAGUCACUAUUAAACUUUUAUUUUCUAUAAAUUAUUUGCCGUGUAAAGACUUUAAAGAUAAAUGAAAAAUGAAACUUUUAUUUUAGUGAUGUAGCAAAUAAAGAGUUUUAUAAAAAAAAAAAAAAAAAUUACAAAUGUGUUCAUGUCUUGUAGGUAAAGUGCCAUACACUAGUAUGUAGCAACAGUUAAUGGUAUAUUUCAGUGCAGAAAAAAUAUCAACGGUGCCUUUCUGUUUAGUAUGCUUAAGGGAUCUGAAACAUUGCAUACUGGGCCAUAUAUUCACCAUCUUAAUCUUCCAGUUAACAAUCAAAACUAACUUGCUGGCUGCUUUUAACAUCCUGGAGUUGGAAGUGCCCACUGACACGACAGUUUGAUAUGAGAUUUAUACGAGGUGCAUGCUACAUCCUUGAAAGCUGUGAUGGAAUAAUGAGCAGUUUGUGUUGUUGCCAUUCCAGCCAUUUGACCUGAUACUGAACUUCAACACCUGGACUCAUGUGUAUGACUAAACAAUUGAUCAGCUUAUUACCUGCAUUUGAUGAGUAAUGGAAAAGAUGUUAGAAAUCAUAAAGGUUUUAUUCAUCGCUGUCUAAUUCAGAAUCCUGCUGGUGAACAAAUAUUGUAACUGUUAGAUAAAGGUGCAGUCACUAAAGUCUGGCUCUGUAGUGUUACUAAUACUGUCAGUUAUAUGCCUAACAUAACCCCCAUAGAGUUUUCUUUUUAGUAAAUUCAAUAUUGGGAUUUGAUUUACAUAUUACAAGUUUACUAAUUCUAUGUUAAAGGGUACUGCUCUGGUGUUGUAUUGCACUUACAUAGCUCACAAAGGACAAUGCCGGUCCCCAUCCGGACCGAGGCUCAGUCCUCGCCACAGCGGCCGUGCUGGAUUCCCACCUGCGGCCCUUUGCUGCAUGUCAUUACCCCUCUCUCUACCCUUUCAAGUCGUAAGCUGUCCUAUAAACAAAGACCCCCCAAAAAAACAAGAAAAAAAAACGGUCAUUGAAACAUCAGAGGCCUAAAUAUCCUGACUUUAACUCCCGAGAAUGAGUCAAGCUCAACUCUGGAUCCUACAUUUCCAAUACUGCUUAAAGUAUCUUUUUUUAAAGUAGUUUCAUUUCUUUCUAUAGCUACAUCUUCACAGAGUGCAAACUGACUCAGAUAAAGUGGUGCCAUCAAAGAAAACUACUAGCAUUAAGAACAGCAAUGCUCUACACCAGUAUAUUACUACAGAAAAGGAUAAGGGCCAAUGUGAAAAAUGUAUUUGAGUUCUAAAUUUAAAGUCACAAUUCUGACUUAAUUCUCAGGAUUGUAAAUUAAAAGUUCAAAGUUAGAAUUCUGAAUUUUUUUCUUGGAAUUCUAAGUUUAAUCUCAGAACUCAAAUACAUUUUUCACACGUGGCCCUAAUUCUCUUCCAUAGAUUACUGAUCACAUUUUUAAAUGCAAAAAUAUCUACAAAGUGUGUACUGAAUAUAUGGCUCAUUUUGUCCUUCUUAAGACAUCCAUGUCGUCCUGAGCAAUGCAUUUUGGGGAUUUAGGAAAUUGCUAAAUAUAUACAUGAUGGCUACCUGCUUUAAUUUGUUCAGUCAUAUCUCUGGUAUGAUAGACAUUUAUUUUCUAAAUUCAAUUUGUUACAAUUUCCCAAAGAAUAAAUGCAUACACACAGUAUGCAUUUAUUUUUUCAACUAACCCAGCUCGUGUUCACGUGCCGUCUCAUUGUAUGUGUGAUUUAAACAAAUGUCUGCUAACAUGAACAUAGUUUAUAAAAUCUGCCAAAGACUGUCACCUGUUAUGAAAAGUACAUAAAAUAACCAUUUUUGGUCUCUGUAAUCAACCAUAGUUUCUUAAAACGUAUGUAGCAUCAGCAUAUGAGUAAGUAUGAUGACAAAGACGUGCUGCUCCAUGAUUUGUGUUUUAAUGGUGGCCAUUCUUCUGUAUUUUAUGGUAACAUUAAGAUUAUUUAUUUAUUUUUUUGGUGAUUCUUGUUUAUUACAAGCAUUAAUUACUGAUUUAUUUAUAAUUUAACAAACAUGAUUUUACAGAUGUAAAAUAUAUAUAGCCAUUAGUCACAUGGUUAUUAGUACAAAAUAGAAAAUAAGUACUUGCAUAUUUUGUCACUUGUAUGCUUAACAUAACUCACAAUGCAUUGCUUUUAGGUCUAGGAGUGUCUUCAAAUGAUGUAAAUACACCAUGGAAACCUUCAGCGCUGUUGUUUCUUAUUAAAUAUUAAAUCAGUUCUAUGUU